AUGCCAGACGUCAAGCGCACGAUUAAAAUCGUCACGGAGCAGCGUAUAUCUGUGGGCGGUGGUGACGACUGCGACUAUAUGCUGCCGUCGACGAUGCGCCGGGCUUUCACACCCUCCAAGAGAGACCACACGGACCCGAAUUCCGGUAUCGAAGGCUUUCCACUCCGCCGUUGGUCUGUCGAGAUAUUCCUCCUCAACGAGCAUGGAGAGACUAUUCCUGCAUCCCUAUUCCCAAAAGUAACAUACAAGCUACAUCCCAGUUUUGGAGACAGAGCUACCCAGGCUAUAAAAGCUCCUCCGUUCAGAAUUGAAGAGGAUGGAUGGGGAGAAUUUGAUAUGCAAAUUGUCUUGACUGCAGCUGAUAAAGACCAUACCAUUACGCAUGACCUGAACUUCCAGUCUAACAAGUAUGAAGCAAAGCAUGUAAUUACGUUCAAAAACCCAAAGUCACAACUCCUGGCCCAACUGCGUGAUUCGGGACCUGUCCCAGGUGACGAGAAUGGUGUGAAGAAGCGAAGUCAAGAUGAGGUGUCCAAGAAGAAGAAGCGAGUGGAUAAGAACAUCGAUAUGGAUAAGUUAGCGGAUGGUCUACAGAAGCUAGGAGAAGAUGACCUGCUUCAGGUUGUCCAGAUGGUGCAUGACAACAAGUCCUCGGACUCGUAUACCAAGAAUGAUAUUGAACAGGGAGAAUUCCACGUCGACUUAUAUACCCUCCCCGAUGCUCUGAUAAGAAUGCUCUGGGACUUCACACAGGAAAAGGGCGUAGUAUGA
Messenger RNA from Arthroderma uncinatum, 771 nucleotides. RefSeq names its product transcription initiation factor TFIID subunit 14. Gene Ontology annotation, cellular component: Swr1 complex; NuA4 histone acetyltransferase complex. NCBI's taxonomy places the organism in Eukaryota, Fungi, Ascomycota, Eurotiomycetes, Onygenales, Arthrodermataceae. Gene Ontology annotation, molecular function: histone binding. Gene Ontology annotation, biological process: chromatin remodeling; regulation of transcription by RNA polymerase II. The record is from RefSeq and is a predicted model, not a curated record. The transcript has 8 exons. The coding region runs from base 1 to 771 and encodes 256 amino acids.